This is a messenger RNA of Peronospora farinosa, 1701 nucleotides long. The record is from the annotation of a GenBank genome assembly. NCBI's taxonomy places the organism in Eukaryota, Oomycota, Peronosporomycetes, Peronosporales, Peronosporaceae.
AUGAACGUGACACGCCAUAACUUUUCCAAGUGUCUAAGUGAUCUACAGAAAGACUUAAAACUACCUACGUGUCGUUUUGUAGCCAUUGACACGGAAUUUACUGGUCUAUCACCUAAUGAACUGGAACGUGAACAGUAUUUGGAUACACUGGAGGAACGUUACCGUAAGGUAAAGCGUGCAGGUGAGAGUUUCCUUAUCACACAAUUUGGAUUAUCGACUGUGCAUUUAAACAAGAAAGAUCAGUUUCAUAUCAAGACGUGGAACUUUUACAUAUUUCCUCGACCUUAUGGCUCACUGGAUGAACGCUUUUUGUGUCAAGCCUCGAGUCUUCAGUUUUUAUCCGAACACGGCUUUGAUUUUAACAAAUUCAUUGGAGAUGGCAUCCCUUUUGUCAAUUUGUCCACGACUACGGCAAUGAAAAAGCGUCUAAAACGUCGUGUAGAUGGUCUAACGAAGAUCAAUAAGAAUUUACAGCUAUCGGAUGAUGGUGUGGCGUUUGAAAAAGAAGUAAAGGAGCAAUUGGACCAGUGGAUUGCUGACGGAGCGAAGAAGGGUGAAACGUUACUUGUACCGACGAGGAACUCAUUCUACUCAAUGAUUGUACAUGAGACUGCACGUGCUAGGGCUAGCUAUCUGUACUCGGAAGGUGUCGAAGGAGGUGUCGAAGUGUCGUACGUGUCCAAAAAGAUUAAGGACGAACGUAUUGCUGCGAAGGUCAAGGAGAUGCAGCACGAGAUGGACGAUGCAAUUGGCUUUUCCAAAGUUAUUGAAGCUUUGAGUGAGAGCAAGUUGCCUGUUGUCGGACAUAAUGCGCUGUUGGACUUCGUCUAUGUCUUCCACCAGUUCUAUAAGCCACUUCCCGAGACGCUGGCGGAGUUCAAAUCGCAGCUUCUAGAGCUAUUUCCGACCAUCUACGAUACCAAGCAUGUUACACUACGUUCUCCUCUUGGCGAAAAGCUGACAUCUACGAGUCUGUCAUCGUUGUUUGAGUACAUGCGCGAGAACGUCAAGCCUGAGCCUAAGAACUUGAUCCCGAGUGACAAGCGCUUCGACACGUACCGUGAAGCACUUAAGGCUGAGGCCGAUGGCAAUGAAAGCUCCUUAUGCCACGAGGCUGGAUUCGACGCGUUUAUGACAGCUGUCUGCUUCUUAGGUCUGCUGGCCCACGACGCCAAGGGUGAGCUGCCUGACCAGUUGGUGCCUAAGGAAGGUAGCUCUGCUCGUCUCAAAUUGCGUCUGGAGGAAUUGGAGUGCUUCAAAAACCAGCUGAAUCUGAUGAUCUCGGACGAGAGCUUCCUGGAUCUGGGCAACGUCUCGCAGACGAUUGAUCGUGCUCGUGUGUAUCGUGUAUCCAGUACCACAAAGCGCCGGAUUCAGCACGUGCGCAUGGAGAACGUGUUUGAGUCGUCCAAAGUGCAACGCAUUGUGCGUGAGAGCGACCAGGACGCGUUCGUGAUUCUGACGGAGCCUGUGGAAGCGGUAGACGACGAAACUAAGGCCAAGUUUGGUGUGAAUGUCACUACGUACGAUGAGCAUGUGGCUGCUGAAGCUAAGAAGUCCCAACUUGAGGUGGCAGAAGCUGACCGCAAGGUAUUCGAUAAGAUCACAGCUGCUCACGCAUCAACAACAACCAGUGACGAGAUAACCGUCACUGAUGCCAAGGAAGACGCGUUUUCGUGGAAUCGCUGCACCAUUUCAUAG